Thunnus maccoyii (southern bluefin tuna) is the source of this 5138-nucleotide messenger RNA. RefSeq names its product solute carrier family 45 member 4. Gene Ontology annotation, biological process: transmembrane transport. Gene Ontology annotation, molecular function: sucrose:proton symporter activity. Bases 1460 to 4132 code for a protein of 890 amino acids. Lineage: Eukaryota; Metazoa; Chordata; Actinopteri; Scombriformes; Scombridae. The transcript is spliced from 16 exons. Gene Ontology annotation, cellular component: membrane. The record is from RefSeq and is a predicted model, not a curated record.
CAGGCUGCAUAAUUAGGUUGCUCUAAUCAUAAAGUCUUUAUAAUUAGGACUCCUGAAAGGCGUUUAAAUGUAAAGUAGGUGAAGACGGUUUGAAAACAGAAGAGGCAGGCUCAGGCUUGCAGUUUGCAGUUUGCAGUUUGAACAUUGAAGGGGAUUAGUAUUACAAUAAGCUUCAUUUCCUUCAUCAGUGCAUCAAGAGGAAGCUUUAUACAGUAGUGAAAUACACACCUGUGACUGUGGGAUGAUCAAAACAAAAGAGCAACCGGUACGACUGCAGGGCCAGCGUUAGAUUGCAGCCUGGACCAAACGACGACGUCUCAGCGACAUUUAUGAAGCUUUCAAGGCCUUUUGAUUGAUCAGCCAAUCGAUGGGGAUUUUACGAGGAGCUCCGCCCACCUUCGCUUCCUGCCCUCCUCCUCCCCCCUCCACCUGCGGCCUCUCCCUCGCCCCAGCCCACUCCGUCAACCAGCCCUCCAUCCAGCCCUCCAUCCAGCCCUCCAUACACAAAAUGACUCUGGAAUUUACUGAAUGGUCUUCUAUAUGGAUUUUUACUUCUUGUAAUAGACAGUAGACAAAAAAAAGAGGGAAAAACCUCAAUGACAAAUAAGCCAUAAACACACACACCACACAUACACAUAUACACACUCACACACACAAACACACGCACCCCACAUUCACGCACAGGCAUGUAAACACUGACAUACCAAAUAGAGUUUUUCAGGCAGGAUCUCGCACACCUGACACACACACGCACACACAGAAAAAAAAGCAAACGCACAAACUCACUCCUGGAAUGUAUCUCUCACUCUUCCUGUGAAAAUUCAACUGCUUCCUUUUAUUUCUGGGGUUUUCUACGAGUCUUUGGAAAGCUGAUUUUAUUAUUUUUUUCGACUCUGGGGGGAAAACAAGGAGGAGGGAGGAGGAUUAAAACGUGUUGAAUUUCAAGCUGCAGUGUUUUUGGAGGACAAGUUCUCUUUAGGACAACUUGUUAAGAGGACAACUGAUUUUUUUUUUUUUUUAACAUAUGCAGGUCUGAAAUAGAUAAAUAGAUUAGUUUCUUUUCUUUAGUAUCCACAGCCUUUUUACUUUAGCAGGAUCCAGUUUUAGCAAGGUGGGACACUAUCUGUUAUAAGUUUGUGUGUUUUUAGUUUUUAUCUUAGUUGUAUUAGCACUCCAUUUAUAGAACACCUUUGACUGGUGAUUAGUCUUAAAGCAGUAAUAAAUGUAACUACUGUCUAAACAGCAAGUUACUAUAGAAAGUUACAAUUUGUAGCUUGUAUUGAUUUUAAUUAAGUUACUUCCAGGAAGUCAUUUCUAGUUUUUAAGGAACUAAAAUAAGCUUGACACGAGUUUGUGGAAGCAGGGAAGUGGUAUUGCUUUUUCUUUUGUAGCUACAGGCAGUUGUUUUCAGAUUUGUCAGCGUGUUAGAAGGGGUGCGCUUGUUUUUCUCAUCGCGUGCAUGCCCUCGACCAUGCCUCCCCAGAACACAGAGGCUGACGCCAUGCAGGUCGGAUCUCUGGUGGGCGGGGUUAAUGCCAAAAACUCUACAGCAUCAGGCUCGGAAGAGGAGAAAGGAGGAGCAGGAGGCGAGACGGAUGGAACGGGGGGAGGGGGAGGAGGUCGAGGAGGUCGAGGAGGGGAAGAGUCGGCGAGCGAAGGAUCGAUCGAAGGCAUCUCCUUGAAGAGAUGGGUGAUGCACGGGGCCGUGAUGUUCGGCAGGGAGUUCUGCUACGCCAUGGAGACGGCGCUGGUGACGCCCGUGCUGCUGCAGAUAGGUCUUCCAGAGCAGUACUACAGCUUGACGUGGUUCCUCAGUCCGGUCCUCGGCCUCAUGUUCACCCCUCUGAUCGGCUCGGCCAGUGACCGCUGCACUCUGCGAUGGGGCAGGCGGAGACCAUUCAUCCUGGCUCUCUGUAUAGGAACACUGAUCGGAGUGGCGCUGUUUCUGAAUGGAUCACUGAUAGGUCUGUCGCUGGGUGACGAGCAGGGGAGCCAGCCAAUAGGAAUCGUUCUUACUGUGCUGGGAGUGGUGGUGUUGGACUUCUGCGCAGACGCAACAGAGGGACCAAUCAGAGCUUACCUGUUAGACGUGGCGGACGCAGAGGACCAAGACAUGGCGCUCAACAUCCAUGCAGCCUCAGCAGGUCUUGGCGGUGCGGUUGGCUACGCUCUCGGAGGUCUAGACUGGACACACACCUUCCUGGGAGCAGCCUUCAAGUCUCAGGAACAGAUCCUGUUCUUCUUCGCCGCCAUCCUCUUCUCUGUGUCUGUGGUGUUGCAUCUGCUCAGCAUCGAGGAGCAACAAUACUCGCCCCAUCACGACAGGCUGGACCAGGAGACUCCAGAUCCCAACCACCCUCAACCUUCUGCCAAUGGCCGGGCCGGACUUCUCGCUCCCAAGCUGGAAAUGAUCGGAGAGGAUGAAACGAUGGACAGCUAUGAACUGUAUGACCCCUAUGGAGACGACCAGUCAGAGCGCGGGGACAUGGACUUCCUAGAGGUGGAGCUCGUGAGAAGUAAAAGUGACAGUGUUCUCGCAAUGGCAGACGCUACCCUUGACCACCUAGACCACGAUGCGUUGUUCCUGUGCCACAUCGAGCCGUCCAUCUUCACUGACCGCCUCUCACCCUAUCACCACUCGCCUCCUACGACCGCUUCCUUCUUCAAUGCCAAUCGCACCACCCCCCCUCCCCGGCUGGCCAACAUCAGACGCAGCAGCAGCACAGGAAGUCAAGAUCUGCUCCGCCCCCAAAACGGCAACCACCAAACACACGCUUCCACCACCAAGAUUUCCCGCCUCUCUGCAUUCUUACAGGAAAUGGAGAAUGACGAGGGACAGGAGGCGUUGCUGAACAAUCAACUCAAUGAGCAGCGGACGCUGAAUGGGCGGCUGUUGGCCGGUGUAAAUGCUGAUAGAGAUGGCACCAAUGCUAACAGGCUGAGCGCUAAAGGACAGGCUCAUCGUGCUGGCAUGGUCAAAGCCGCCAGCACUGGAGCUCCCACACGGCAGUCGCGUCACCGUCACACCUUCUACCGCCAGCCGUCCUGCACCUUCUCCUACUACGGCCGAGUGGGGAGCCAUCGCUACCGCUAUCGCCGAGCCAACGCUGCUUUUCUCAUCAAGCCGUCUCGCAGCAUGAACGACCUGUACGAAGUGGAGGCCAGACACCGGAGGAGGAACAGACGGAGGAACAGAAACUGCAGUGGAAACACAAACUCUUCCAGCGGAGAUGCAGAGAGUGAAGAGGGCGAGGUGGAGACCACCGUGCGGCUGCUGUGGCUCUCCAUGCUGAAGAUGCCUCCGGAGCUGCUGCGGCUGUGCGUUUGUCACCUGCUCACCUGGUUCUCCAUCAUUGCCGAGGCCCUCUUCUUCACAGACUUCAUGGGACAAGUCAUCUACCAUGGAGAUCCUACUGCUCCUCUUAACUCUACUGCGCUGGAAAAUUAUCACAGAGGAGUUCAAAUGGGAUGUUGGGGACUGGUUAUAUAUGCCAUGACUGCUGCUACAUGCUCAGCUAUCCUUCAGAAAUACCUGGAUAACUUUGACCUGAGCAUCAAGGUCAUCUACAUCCUGGGAACACUUGGAUUCUCCAUAGGAACGGCUGUCAUGGCGAUCUUCCCUAAUGUUUACGUUUCCAUGGUGAUGAUUAGCAGUAUGGGCAUCAUCUCCAUGAGUAUCUCCUACUGUCCUUACGCUCUGCUAGGACAAUAUCACGAAAUGAAAGAGUACAUCCAGCACAGUCCUGGUAACUCCCGGAGAGGCUUUGGCAUCGACUGUGCCAUCUUAUCCUGCCAAGUGUACAUCAGUCAGAUUUUGGCGGCCUCAGCUCUGGGUGCUGUAGUGGAAGCAGUCGGCAGCGUCCGUGUCAUUCCCAUGGUGGCCUCUGGUGGCUCCCUCCUUGGAUUCUUCACCGCCUGCUUCCUGGUCAUUUACCCCACUCCAAACACCGGGGAAGGGGUCUCGGCCAAAGCUUCAGAGAAACGGGCUUUGACGACCCUGGAAAAUCCUAGUGGCAACGAAGUGGCUGUUACCGUGGUGAAGGAGAAACCCAGCUUCCUGAAACUCAACAAGGAGGGCAAGGCCACCACCACGACCACUUCCUGUCACACGGAGAAUGAGUCCGCUCUGUGAUUGGUCGGUCAGAGUCGACAGACAGGAGGAAGCUACAGGUUAUAGCAGAAAACAAAUUAAGUCACUUUUCUAUCCAUCGCUGUCGGAAAAGACUUCAGGAUGUCUUCAUCGUGCUGAAGAGGAGAGAGGAGGGCGGCUUGGUGUCUGUUUGGGCUUUUCUCUAAUUUGGUGUGCUGUAAUUUGCUGAAAAAAACAACUCAAUCUGCAACGGGACCAACUUAACCUAAAAAAAAAAAGCAUUCUGGUCCUUGUGCCAUCUCAGCCUUCACCGAAAUUCCUUCCACUUAGCCCUCACGGACAAUUGAUUGAUCUGUCACGAUCAUCUAACAGUGAGAAAUUCACAGGUCAUGGUUUAAAGGAGAGGUUGUCUCUGUCUCUCAGGGGCUCUAGGAGGUGCUACCGAGCAGCUGCCUGGACAGGAAACUUCAGGGGACUCACUUACAUACAUACUGUACAUUCAUACAAACCCUCACAUACGCACACACCUCUUCAUCCGGGGUCAACACAAUCCAAUGAACGUUGUUAAUGAACAUUAGUCCUCGAAGCUGCAAUCAUUUGAAAAAAAAAAAAAAAUGCUGAAAAUCGUUCUUCCUCGCUGUGGAUUGAAUCUUUGCUUCCUGAUGCGGAAGCCGAUCGACGAGAGAGUGUGCGUCUGCUGACUUGGCGUCUCCGGCGGAGGCACCCGCGCUCACCAAAAUAAACUCAACCACGCUCUUUAACAGCACUCUGCGACAGUAGCUUUAAGACUCUAGAGACUUUCGGAAGUGGCAUUUCUGAAACCAAGAGCCCGAAGCCUGGUUCCUGGGGAGAAAUUAUUGAGUUUGAGCCCCCAAAUUGAUUGUGAGUGUUUUGUUUUUGCCCUCCUCCAUGUGGCAGGAGUGCUUAAAUCUUAAAUUUAGCCUUCAUUCCAGGGCAAAGACAACCAUAUUUAAGACUCUGCUCCAAAAUGUAGAGCAUGAGCAUAAAGUUGCCUGUAUAUUGACAGUAAAAGAAACAGAAACAACAA